GUGUGAAGACGGCUUCGCGUGUUUGCCUAUGUAGACAUCUUUUCCGUCUUCUGCAUUGAAGAGGCUCAGAAAGGAAGUCCAUAAAAAAAAAUUGCGUUUACUUAAAACUAUAAAAAGCUAUAGACCCGUUUUUUUUUUAAAUAGUGCAAUGAGUUAGGAUUGCCCUCCUCAAAAGUAACACAGAAUUCGCAAGUAGGCAGAGCAUUCAUGAUGAACGUGCUGCAACUCACGAUGAGAUUUUUAGUUGUUUUGGUAUUGAUGAUUGGAUACAAUGACGCCCAAAAGAGAAUCAUAUUUAGAGCUGAUGAUGAAAAUGUUGCCGAUGAAUAUUCACCAAAAAAUGUGAAGAUACCUGAGAAGCUUUUAAUUCAAAUGAGAGAUGUUAAAGAUACUACGGAAUUCUUAAACAAAUUUGUUCAACCCUAUGUAGUUGUUGGAACCGAAAGCCCCUACAUUUACGGCAGACGACCAAUGAAAUCACCACCAAUGCCAAUGAAUGCUAAACCGGGAAAUUGUGAACCAGAGGAGCAAGUUGUCGAAUUAGAAAGACCAGGGAACGGAGCCGUGUUUUUGUGGCCUCCCUGUGUUCGUGUCCGUCGUUGUGGAGGAUGUUGCACUAGUAAGAUGCUCACCUGCAGUCCAAUUGCAACUUCGCUCUAUAAUGUAACGGUACUUCAAGUUCUUUACAACCCUCAAACACCCAAUGCUUUUGAAAACCAGGGUACAAACGUUUUUUCACUCGAGCAACAUGAUCGAUGUGCUUGUAAAUGUAAGGAAAAUGCAAAUAAUUGCUCGGUUCGUCAAGUAUUUCGUGAAGACGAAUGUAGAUGUAUAUGCACUAACCAAGAAGAAGCUGUACAGUGUACUGGCCCCAAAAGGAUAUGGGAUAACUCAGAAUGUGCCUGUAAAUGCAGAAAAAUUCUUGAUUGCUCAACAGGGAGCAUCUUCAAUCCUCUGAAAUGCCGGUGUGAAAUAGAAAGGAGAUCUAUGAGAGCAACAAGUGCAAAUAAUAAUCGAAGGUUUCUUAUUUCUGACUGAUUUCUUCUGCACUUCAAUUAUUAAACCGUACAACAAUCGAAAGAAAUACUAGGAUAUCAUGAAAAGCCGUAAAGUUCUCGAAAGAUUCAAGAAGCCCGCUUGGCCGGCUGCUCUAGCCGAAAAUAAAAUUUUAUGAUUAAAAAGCAUAUACAGAACAAAAAGAUAAGACAUAAGUUUGAAAACAUUUUCAAAAUCAUUUCAAAUGUACGUCUUAAAAUGCAUAAAUGAGUUUUGAAAUUUUACAUCCUCAUUAGCCAAAGAAAAGACUAAUUGAAAUAAUAUUUUGCUUCCUAAAAAAAUUUAAUAAUAAAAAAAUUUCAAACGUCUAAAAAAAAUUGUACAUUGCUUACUGCGUCAUUGAUAUACAUUUAUCAAAUUGGGC
Messenger RNA from Argiope bruennichi, 1420 nucleotides. RefSeq names its product vascular endothelial growth factor A-like. NCBI's taxonomy places the organism in Eukaryota, Metazoa, Arthropoda, Arachnida, Araneae, Araneidae. Gene Ontology annotation, biological process: positive regulation of cell population proliferation; positive regulation of protein autophosphorylation. Bases 208 to 1038 code for a protein of 276 amino acids. The transcript has 7 exons. Gene Ontology annotation, cellular component: membrane. Gene Ontology annotation, molecular function: growth factor activity; growth factor receptor binding. The record is from RefSeq and is a predicted model, not a curated record.